Molecule: messenger RNA, 1930 nt
Organism: Nicotiana tabacum (common tobacco)
Lineage: Eukaryota; Viridiplantae; Streptophyta; Magnoliopsida; Solanales; Solanaceae
Product: triacylglycerol lipase OBL1-like
Biological process (GO): lipid metabolic process
Molecular function (GO): triacylglycerol lipase activity
Source: RefSeq, a predicted model, not a curated record
UAAGUAAAAUAUGAUCACUUAUUGAAUCAUCAUUAGCUUAAUAAUUGAGCAUCUCGGUAAGCCGUGUUUAUCAACAAAUAAAUAUGUCAUGUUCAGUGUGACCUUAGCUUACUAUAUGAAUACAGACUUCUGACUUUGUGAACAAAUAUCAUCCGAAACUAUCCAUAUAUCAAUGGCUUGCAACAAAGAAUUCUGUAAAGAUUAUAUAGAGUUGAAACCAGAAGAAGCUAGUUUUUGUGAUUUUUUUCGUAUAUUCUGUUCAUGUGAAUUAGAGAAAAGGGACUUUUUUGAUGCUCCAGGCACAGACAGGAUCAAAGGUUUUCGCCGUCGUUGGAUUAUUUUUGCAUCUGUCGCUGUGCAGAAAUUUUUACUUUGUUUCAGAAAGCCAAUGAACAGUUUUGGUUCUAAAAUUGAGCUCUGGUCUAACUAUCCUUCUUGCAAUGGUGGUCUUCUCCAGCUUUUCUUCAACAUAAUUCAAGGAAAAACGGAGAAGCCAGACAUGAAAUCGAAGAAGUUCACGUCGAUAAUCGGAAAAAUUGAUUGGAGGUUAAACUUAGACAAGAACAUAAAGAUGGAGGACAACCGAUAUGUUCCAUCACUAUCAGUUAUGGCUGCUAAAUUGUCUUAUGAAAAUGAAGCCUUCAGUAAGAAAGUAAUCACAGAAAAUUGGAAGAUGGAUUUCAUAAAAUUGUACAACUUUUGGAAUGCUUACCAAGAAAAUUACUCCACACAAGCCAUUAUGUUCCAAGACAAAAUUGAAGAUUCAAAUCUAGUUGUGGUCGCAUUUAGAGGGACAAUCCCAUAUGAUGCAGAUGACUGGAUCACGGAUGUGGACCUUUCUUGGUACGAGCUUGAAGGUGUGGGUAAACUACAUGCUGGGUUCAUGAAAGCAUUGGGCUUACAAAAGAACACAGGCUGGCCCAAGGAAAUAGAUGAAAGCCCAGACCAAAAACUAUUUGCAUAUUAUGAAAUCAGAAAAGAACUGAAAAGGAUACUGAGUAAAAAUGAGAAGGCAAAGUUUAUAUUGACAGGACAUAGUUUAGGAGGCGCAUUAGCAAUUUUAUUUGCAGCCAUAUUGAGUUUACAUGAAGAGGAAUGGUUAUUGGAUAAAUUGGAAGGAGUGUACACAUUCGGACAACCUAGGAUUGGAGAUGUACAAUUUGGGAACUUUAUGAAGGACAAGUUCAAUAAGUACAAUGUCAAGUAUUAUAGGCAUGUUUAUUCCAAUGAUAUGGUUCCUAGGUUGCCAUUUGAUGACACAGCCCUAUUCUUCAAGCAUUUUGGAUCAUGUGUGUAUUACAACAGCCUCUACCAGGGCAAGGUGGUGGAGGAAGAACCAAACAAGAACUACUUCUCACUGCUAUGGUUUUUUCCAAUGGUGCUAAUUGCAGCAUAUGAGGUUAUUAGGGGGUUCAUACUCCCUUGGAGAAAAGGCAGGGAAUACAGAGAGGACUGGUUCCAGACAAUGUUUAGGAUGGUAGGUUUGGUGAUUCCAGGAUUAUCAGCUCAUACUACUAUAGAUUAUGUUAAUCUAACCCGAUUGGGAUCAGUUCUUCAUAAUCCACAAUCAGCUCAUCAAGAAGGUGCUAAAUACGAUUGAUUUUCAAGAUUCAGAGUCAUUUUAAAGUAGGAAAAAAAAUAUUCCAAGCCGUUGUUAAUCAAGUCAAACAACUUGAAUAUUUUUUAUUUUAUUAUUAUUGCUAUUUAUAUCUUAUAUAACAUUGGCUUGAGAUGAAUUUAUAUAAUGUAACAUGGUCAGUAAGCAUUCAUACCCAACUUGUUUGGGACUGAGGUCUGAGGCCUAGUAGUAAAAUCAAGUCAAUCUGACAUAUAACUUAACUCAUGUAUCAAGUCCGUAGAUGCUGCUCCUUAGAGGUUUCAGAUUUUUGAUUCAAUUAUCAUGCCAUAAGUUAAUAUCUACCUCUACUUA